Messenger RNA from Sinocyclocheilus anshuiensis, 4120 nucleotides. Its product is annotated as NHS-like protein 2. The coding region runs from base 243 to 4103 and encodes 1286 amino acids. Lineage: Eukaryota; Metazoa; Chordata; Actinopteri; Cypriniformes; Cyprinidae. The transcript has 8 exons. Gene Ontology annotation, biological process: cell differentiation. The record is from RefSeq and is a predicted model, not a curated record.
UGGUCUUGUUGCACACGAGUGGGUGAGGUCUCUCCGGCGCAGUUCAUGGGAGUUUUGAGCUGUGAUUUGCUGUGAUCUAGUGUGAACUGGAGCGCUGCAGAGCUCCUCACAGUGGACAGUCAAUUACAAUGCAUAAAAUGCCUUCACUGUACGCGCAAUCCCGAGCAAGAGUCUCCGCCAACACUCUUCAGCGCUGGCGAAACACGCACUUUUAAAGGGAGUUUACCGUAACAGCAGAAAAGAUGCCCUUCUGCAAGAGGACCAUAGUCCCUAAAGAUGUGUGCAAGAGCGGCGGCAAGAGUCGCGGUGCGAUGUUCACGGAUCUGGUGGAUGUGUGCGGCUUGACUCUGUGCGCGGUGCUCCGGCAGCUGUCGGAUUUAUCCCGUCAGUCAGUGAGCAUCCUGGAGGAGCUGGAGGGAGAGCUCGCCUCCAUCUGCUACCGCUCCGGAGCUCUGGAGAAUAAACUUCUCAGCCUGCAGAAGCACAUCUCAGCCCUGGCCACCAAACCGCCGGUCAAAAUCGCCACCAACUUGGACUCGGAGAGCAAACGAACGGCCCACUUCCAAUCGUCAUGGCAACAGCAUGUGAAUGUGUUCGGCUCGUGGAGUAGGCCGGAGUGUGUGCAGGAACUGCACCAGGAGGCUCAGCUGAACCUACAGAGUCUGCUGCAAGAUUUUGAGGAGCAGUUGUAUGAUAACAGAGUGACAGGACAGACAUUCAGACACCCCUCCUCUCAGAGCUCGGAGGACACGUCAACCACCCUCAGCCGAUCCCCUUCCUCACUCAACAACAAGAAGACGGAGUUCGUCUUUGUGCCUGCAAAUAAGCAGGUGUGUGAGGAUGAGACCACAACAUUAGGGGUCCGGGCGCAGGACCCGACCCCCUGUGGUUCAGAGAAGUCACUUCUAGGCUGGAAUGCAUCACUGAGUCCACCUGUUGCAGAGAAACCUCGCUGGUACCUGGGCCGACAUACUCCGGCUCACCUUGUACCCAUUGAGAUCACAGGCCAGUGCUUUGAUAAGCACUCCGCACAGCGCAGCGAACUGCGGGCCGCCUUUAGAACUGAUUCAGCGGUCAACCCAAAGACCGUUCGCCGCCCGAGGAGUGUGGUUGCAGGCCCUGAUGUCACGCUGCACUGCCAAGGUGACAGCAAAAUUCUUGCUGUUGAUCUAAUACAAGGUGCCUGUUACCCUGGAUCCUCUCAACCCAGAUCUUUGGAGCCAACUACCGAGAACACAGGCCAACAGCAUAUUCCCCUUCGGAAGACACAGAGUGACCUGGAGUACAGUGUCCCCCCAUCCCCAAAGACCCCAUCAGGCAUGAUGGAUCAUGCCACUCUGAUGUGCCCAAGCCCCUCCUGGAAUGGCCCAAAAGGUUCUACUUUUUCUCCUUCCUGGAAUGACUCUUACAACUAUGCCUUGGUUACCAGCCCUGCUUCCAAGCAACCAAUAUCUAAAACUGGAAUGCUAACACCUGGAGGUGACGGAGGUGGUUUUAUCUGUCCAUCCCAGACCAGUUCAGGUCUCUCCAUGAGCUCAGCGUCACAUUCCAGCUCAUUCACCUCCAUCUCGGAACCAUGUGGACACCGGGUGUAUACAGUGUCCACACAGGGGGGUGGUGUUCCUGUAAGGAAACGGAAUGACACUGAGGGGGCAGCUUCCACUGCAGGCAUGGGAAAUAACAAAAGUGAUCAGGAGAAGAGGUCAGCCUGGUCCAAUGUCUUCAGGUUCCGUGAACGUUCACUUUCAACACCAACAGACUCUGGAUCAUUUUGCUCAGCAGAUAAUAUAUGCUCUCCAGGUGAAGCUGUCCCUGUUGUUCCAGAGGGUGAGAGUUAUGCCCUGUUAUAUCCGAGCAACAGCUCAGAGGAUAGCACGAGCACUGAUAACGUUUCUGUGACCACAGGUUCGGACUUUCUUCCGGAUGGUCGACUAAGGCCACACUCACGUAGUAUCUCACUAAAGAAAUCUAAGAAAAAGCCACCACCUCCAGUACGUAGUGUAUCCCUGAUGAAGAACCUAUCAGAGGUCGGAGGAAUGGGCUCCUACCACAGUGAAGGACACUUUAGAGAUGGCAGACCCAAAAGUCUUGUUAUCCCUCGGGAUCACCAUAUUCAAGAUUCAUUCCAGCCAGAGUUCCUAAUUAUCAAGCCUGAGGACGACACAGAUCAGGCCCACAGUAGCUUGGAGACAUCUUCUGAUAUUUCUCAGCCUGCUGACAGGGAUACAGAGCUUGGGUUUCCUCCUCACUGGCAGCUUAACGAGUGGAAGUCCAACAAUGAUCCCUACCGCUCACUGUCGGGUUCAAGCACAGCCACAGGUACCACAGUGAUUGAGUGCAUGAAGGUGCGAGGUAGCUCAGAAUCCCUAAAUUCACCCUCAACCUCACGAGCCACGUCUCCAUCCCUGCUCUCCAUUGAGGCUGAGACCAAGGUAUCCCCCUUCAAGCCCCCAUGCCUCAUGUCCCCAUCCAGUGGCUACUCAAGCCAGUCUGAAACUCCAACCCCAACUAUAUCAAACACCCUCAUCACUGGACCUUCUCCAGUUGGCUGCAAGAUGCGCCCAAAGAUUCCAGAACGUAAAUCUUCCCUCCCAGCUUCUGCAAAGGAUAAAUCACGUUCACGUCUUUCAUUUGAACUACCUGCAAACUCUCAACUGGAUCUGUCCUCUGUCAAACCCAAGCUGAAAGCCAGCCGACGCCACUCUGACACAUCUACAGCCAACAAACCAGGUAAACUGAGCCCUAGUCAGUCUUCACUUCCUAUGGUUACAACAACAGACUUGCGAAACAUCCGACUUCGUUCAGUAAGCCGUUCAGAACUUGAGGACAGUCCUGAUGGCUCUUCUGACAUUAUAGAGGAAGAGCAAAGUCGAGAUCUCAGCCCUCCUAUUACUCCCUCGAACACAAAACAGUCAAAGCCACCAGUUGCAAUGAAGCCGCCUCUACCUAAACGACCCAUGAACUUGAUGCUUAAAUCUCCCUCAUCCUCCCCUCUGGCACCUGAAUCUCCUCCAGCUUCCCCUGUGGACCGACCCAUGCCUGUGGGUAACAUCUAUAUGGUUGUAAGAAAGCCCAAACCUAAGAGACCAGCUCAGUCCUCACUCAGCACAUCUGCAAUAGCCCCGCAAGAGCCACUCCACAGCCAUGUACCUCCUCUCCCUGAGUUUGAUCUGGAGCAUGGGAUUCCUAUUGAAGAAGAUCUUCCAUCCCCAAGUAGCCCAGAGAGAGAGGACAAAAGUAAGACUCUUCCAAAUAGAAUGACGAUAACCUGUUUAGCGGAAUUAGACAAAAGGAAGCCCAAGGUACCUCCUCCGGUGCCGAAAAAGCCCAAUGUCCUUCUUCUGCCCUCUCCAAGCAUCCAGACCAAUGGCGGGGCAGAAAGGCAAACUCUACUCUCCGACAGCAACUCCCAGCCACCUACAUGUCCAUCAGCAUCUGACAUUGAGGGUGAUUUGCUUAAAGAUGAAGAUCAAGAUGAUCCUGCAAGGGAUCAUGCAAACCAUAAAAAUUCAGAAAGUUGUGAGACCUUUGGAAAUCAAGAGAAUGAUAUGGUAGGUGAAGAGGACAGUUCAAAAGAUUCAGAUUCUCAUCAAAUUACAGAAAGAGAGGCACCUCCAGCAGAGACAGUAACAGAAACAUAUGCAGAAACAGAAAUACUGGAAGAGAACAACUCUGCAGCUGACAAGACUGAACUACACAUUACAGAGGAAACAGACGAUGAUGUUUUUGUCCACACGCCCACAACUCACACCACUGAGGAUCUCUUUACCAUCAUACACAGGUCAAAGAGGAAAGUUCUUGGUCGCAAGGAACCAACAGAUUCUUUUGGAAGCAGGCAGUGUCUGGUCUCACCUGUGAAAAGCAGUAGCACAGACCUCCAAACUCUGGGCCUCGGGACCACUCCUAGGUCAAGCUCACGAAAUGAGAACUUUAUGGCUCUUCUCCAGAAGAGAAGCAGCAAAGCCAGCAUCGGGACCCGAGUUUCUGCCAUGGAGUUGCUGAAGAGCACAAACCCCUUGGCACGACGAGUCACUGAGUUCUCUCAGUCACAGCCAGAUGGGAGUGCAACGAACACACCAAAACCAGCUCCACAGGACCAGUGAUUCCACUUGUAGAGAAC